Molecule: messenger RNA, 5154 nt
Organism: Cololabis saira (Pacific saury)
Lineage: Eukaryota; Metazoa; Chordata; Actinopteri; Beloniformes; Belonidae
Gene: plekha6
Product: pleckstrin homology domain containing, family A member 6
Exons: 25
Coding region: 88-3513 (1141 amino acids)
Source: RefSeq, a predicted model, not a curated record
AUUUAUGUCUCUGUUCAUCCGUCCCUCCAUCCAUCCAUCCGUCCAUCCACCCUCUCUGCCGCUGCUCCAUGACCGCUCCCGGGGAGGAUGCUGAAGUUCCGUGUAGACAGGAGAGUCAGUCAUGACCCCCGUGGAGGUGUGGGAGCAGCGCUGACCUGCAUCACGCUGGACGAGUCCUCCCUGCUGCCUCAUCCCCUGCAGCGCUUUGGUUUGGACAUGAAGCUGAACGCUGCUGCGGAGAAGAUCAGUUACUCCAACAGUCAGAGUAUGGUGUCAGAUCUGUCUGCAGAGGCCCAGACUCACACGUGGAUGUCUCGAACUCCCAGGAAAACCGCCUCGUUUGGGAAGCGCUCCAACUCCAUGCGCAGGAACCCCAAGGCGGAGGUGACCAAACGGGGAUGGAUGUACAAGCAGGCCAGCAGCGGAGUAAAGCAGUGGAACAAACGCUGGUUCGUGCUCACCGACCGAUGUCUCUUCUACUACAAAGAUGAAAAGGAGGACGGCGUCUUGGGGAGCUUGCCGCUGCUCAGCUUCCGGAUCGGAGCGGUGGAGCCCGUGGACAACAUCACCCGGAGAUUUGCCUUUAAGGUGUGGUCCGAGGAGGAGGAGGAGGAGGAGGAGGGGCAGGACGGCCAGCUGAAGGCUCCUGUUGUGUCUUGCCUCCAGGCCAAGCACGCUGGGACCAGAACCUACUACUUCAGCGCUGACAGCCAUGAAGACCAACAGGACUGGAUCAGAACCAUGAGAGAGGCAGCAGAGGUCACGGAGCAAACACACAGAAUAAAGCUAGACACUGCAGAUGAUCUGAAGACCACCGGGACCACCAGGACAGAUCCACAAACACAAACCCACAACGGACCUGACGGUGACCCACCCCAUAACCCAAAGAUGAACGGGGUCGGCUGCCCAGACACCAGCCCGCUGACCACCCCAAGCUCCGACCACGAAGCCAAACGGAGCAUCCGAAGACGAGGAGACGUUGCAGAAGCUGAUCAAACCGAAGGAGGGAUGCCUGCAGGAACCGUCCCACACUCAAACCAUCAUCCAGAUGGUUGGGUCACCGGUGGACCUCCACACUCUAAGAGCCAAACCAGCAACGGCAACCCCCCUGUCUUUGGGAAGUACAGUGAGGGCCAGGGACAGCGGGAGGUGGGGGGCGGCCAGUCACAUGACCACAAGGAUCCCCAGGAGAACGUGGUGCUCAGGAGGGGCUUCGUGCCGAGAACCACCCCAGAGAGGGUGGCCCAGAGGAAGAGUUCCAUGGCCCAGCUUCAACAGUGGGUCAACCAGCGGCGGGUCAUGAACUCCCAGGAGGACCUCAACAGCCCGUCUCAUUACUACUCGGUCCACAGAGGCGUGUCGGCGGACUUCUACCGGCAUUCUGUUGGAUCCCAGUACGGGGACGAGUACCCUCUGUACCAGCCAGGGGUGCGACCGGACAGCAUCUGCUCCGUCUCUGCCGUAGGAGGAUACGACCCCCACUGGACUGUGGAGCGCCGCUCCCUGAGGGAUGGCCCCCCGCAGCCCCGGGACCCUUGGGGCCCCCAACAAUACGCUGGGAUGGAAAAAUCCAUGAGGCGCCUGUCGAUCCAGCCACGCUCCCGGUCCGUGCCGCGGUCGCCCUCCCUGUCGUCAGGGGGACACUACUCCCCAGUACCCCCCAAUUUCGCCUCACCGGCUCGGUCCCCGUCGACAUACUUUGACCGGUUUUCCGGGCGAAUGAGGGACGAUGUUAUCUACGCUGACCCCUUCGCAUACAGCUUGAGGCGGUCCAUCAGCUCCCCAAAGUAUGUGUACCCCGGUGAUAGGAGGUCCUUCAGUCAUGGAUUGUACCAGCACAGCUACCCUGUAUCCCCCUCCAUCCACAUGAAAGCGGACGAGAUUUUAGACCUGCAGCUCCAGCGCAACCUGGAGUACCUGGACCAACAGAUUCCUCCUUUCCACGACGUCUACAGCCGAGAAUUACAUCCAACGUUGAAGCUUAAUGAGAUUGAAACCAGCAAACUCCUGGGGCGACUGUGCGAGCAGAGCCGGAUUCUGAGGGACCACGAGGCCGUCGUGCACAGACUGAGGAUGGAAAAGGACAGCCUGGAGGAGGAACUGGUGGCCAUUCAUCAGGAGAUGGAGCUUUACCAGAACCAGCCGUCCAUCCUGGAGAAUCUGCAGUUCAAGAAGGAAACCCAGCAGAACCAGCUGAUCAACAUCCGAGGAGAGCUGUCCCAGGCCUCCAGCGCUCUGGCCACCGUUCGGAUGGAGUUUGAUGCUUUAGAGGACGAAGCCCAUGCGAUCCACGGAGAUCUGUGGGAGCAGCUGAACGCCGGAGGACAGAGUGAACUGGUGCGUAGACACAUCCAGAAAGAGUUCUGGAGGGUCCAGGAUGUGUUGGAGGGACUUCACAAGAGUAACUCGUCCAGAGGGACGGACACAGCCAAACACAGAGUGACCAGCGGUGCUUCCGGCUCCUUUAGCACCAAUAGUCCUGCCAGUCCCCUGAGCUCUGUAAGCCUAACCAGUCCGCUCAGCCCCUUCUCCCCAGUGCCGGGCUGCCAGGCCUCCCCCACCAAACCACUGGGCCCGGAGGAGAGUGCUCCCCCCAGGCCCCCCCUUCCCAAGUCCUAUUACCCAUUGGAGCCCUCCUCCACCUUCCCGCCCUCCGUCCCUCCCCUCCCGUUUGACAGCACCGCCUGGCUACACAACCUGGGCAUCAGUGAAGCUUACCUUGACCGUGAAGAGUCUAACAUCAGACAGCCCAAGACUGGAGAGCAGAGCAGAAUGAAAGAUGUGCAGGACCAGGAUAAACACACCACCAUGAAUAAAGUUGGCAUUGUUCCUCCGAGAACCAAGUCACCUGCUGAAGAAUUCCCCAAGAACUCUGCUGAGGUUUUGCGGCAUAUCUCCAGGGAGCGUCCGAAGAGCGCCGUGUUUCCCGCUGACGUCAAGUCCAAGAUGAGCGUGGAGGAGCAGAACGAGCGGAUCCGCCGCAACCAGAGCAGCUCAAUGAGAGACAAAAGGCGAAGUCUGAACCUGUCAGGUGUCCAGAUUCCCGCCAGCUACAAAGUGGUUCGGCGGCGGCUGACGGCUCAUGAAAUCGACAUCAAGGACUUGGAGGCAGCAGUUCGGGGGGAGGGGCAGGAGUCUCCGUGGGAGGAGAUCACUCGUCUCAGACAACUGGAGCAGUAUGACAUCAGCAGACAGUUGGCCCCUGAAAAACUAGUGAUCCCGGAGCGCUACAUGAACUUGGAGCAGGACACCCCUCUGAGUCCGGAGGAGCAGAAGGAAAAGCAGAGGAAGCUGGAUCGUAUCAAGACCCUCAUCGCCAAAUCAAAUUUGCAGAACAUGGUUCCCCUCCUGGACGGCCCGGUGGAGGGCGGGGCGUCAGCCGCCUCCCAGCAGCAUCUGCAGGAGCAGGAGAAGCGCAUUGAGAUCUCCUGCGCUCUGGCUGCAGAGGCGUCUCGUCGCAGCCGUCUUCUCUCUGCUCUGGCUGCUGUGAACUUUGAUGGAGCAUCUUUCUGAGGAUUCAUCAUAAACACCUAACAAUGACGACCCCCCCCAGCAGCCUAACUGAAGCAGCAGAAGCAUUGGAGGGAGCCCAGGCGGUGGAUCUUCAGACUUCCCAAAACCUCCCAAAACCUCCCAAAACUUCCCAAAACUCCAACGUACUCUGACCUCCUGUAAUCCAUGUAGCAGACUGCUGAGCUCCACCUGUCAACUUGUCUUGUAUUUCAUUGUAAUUUAACUCAGGAUGUAUUACACAGAGAGAUACUAAUGAACUCAUGCUGAGCUGUUUGAUACCCGUGACAUUUCAAUGUCACUGAAACCGAGGUCUAAAUGAACCACUACUGUUGACGAGGAAGGGAGAGAGCUGUGGACACUCACGCUGAGGGAGUGCUUGUCACAUCAACGCCGCUGAGGAUGCAAAUACUCGUGGACACUCAAAGCCAAGGGAAGACGCCCUGGUGGAGUGUGAAAGCCCCAGUGAGGCGGACAUUGAGGCUCGGUGAGCCGCAGGGCUUUGUGACGGGCCGUGAGUGACCAGACGGAGACCUGCCGUCCUCUGGAAACUGUAAGGACUUUUCCUAAACUUACUGUGACGCCCGUUUCAUCCGGAACGCCACCCUCACAUGUCCAUCAUCCUCACACCGUCUACUCUGAGUGGGACUUUGGUAGGGAAGCAUGCUUCAUGUACAGAACCUGUAAGAAAGUGCAGUAUGAACAUGUGCAGGCCAAGUGAAUGUGGUUGGGACUUUAAAGAGCUUGAAGGGAUCAACGAGACCAGGAACACACUAAUCCGGCGUGGGCCAGUUUUCAUUCAUGUCUUUCUUCAUGGCAUCAGCCCGUGUAAACUAAAGUCUGGAUUCACUACCGUUGACACGUGUAUGUGUGCACGUGUGUUCCUGUUCUGGUUUAUUAGCCCUGUUGCGACCGGUGGUCCUUGUCGGAACCAAAGCCUUGUCCUGAUGAGGAAGAAUGUCUUAUGUGAGGUCCUGUAAACUGAGAUUAGGUUAGCGUUCAGGUUUGGGUUGGGCUGGGCAAAGUGAAUGGAAGUCGAUGCAAUGUCCUAAUACGGAUGUAUUUGCAAGUGUGUGUGUGUGUGUGUGUGUGUGUGUGUGUGUGUGUGUGUGUGUGCGUGCGUGCGUGCGUGCGUGCGUGUGUGUCCUUUUCUAUGUCAGAAUCAGAAAGUGGCUUAAACCACAUCCCUCACCGUCAGCAUCUCUGUCCUUUAGAGUUCAUAUACAUGUAAAUGACGAAUUACGUCAGUAAAUUAAAUGUUUUCUAUAAUUCCUUAAUGUGCACCGAUUUACUCAAUAGGUUUCCAGACCCACAAAGUGAAAAGGUGGAGGUGAGUCCAUCUCCACCUGUGUAUCGCUGGAUGAACAGACAUAAACGUGCAGCAUGCACGCUGCUCUCCUCACCAGAUAGUCCUCAAUGAAGGGAAGUGCAUCAUCUGCAUAUCAGCAGUCCAGUAAAGUCCACUCACACUUCAUUCAGUUCAGUUCACAUCCGGGUUCAUAUCAUGCUAGUUCAUAAAAAAGAGCCAAAUAAUAAAAAAGCCACAAUGGUCAUGUGGUAAUUUUCCAACUUUUCUGAACAGGAUGGCAUUAGAAGAAUGAAAGCUGCAGAUGAUAUUUAGAAUAUAUUUCUUGAUCCCCAGAA